CGUGUUUUGUGGCCGGAAGCGGCGGAUAUGCUUACCCGGACCGGAACGGUUGUACGGAAAAACCGUCGGCGAUCCAGUAGUAAGGGAUCAACGCGGAGGGGGUCGGCACCUACAGUCCUUCAGCAAGGGGCCCAAUGUCACUCCCCAAAUCUGAACUUUCCCCCGGGGACUCGGACUUACCUCACGCCUCAGCCCUCGCCCUGUAAAAGUGUUUCGUUUAGUUUUAGUUCGGAGGGCAAAAAUUGUAUAACUCCGGAUAAUCUUUCCUUACGACAGCCCAGCAAUAUGGUUCUUGCCCCAAGCGGAGACAAGCAAUAUUAUGGGAGUGUGGUGCUUUGGAAGGAUACAGUUGAACCUGAUCAUUCUUUCUCUUUCGUCAGCAGUAUAUAUGAGGCUUCCCACGAAUCCGUAGGAGCAUGUGACUUCAUCUAUCGUGCCUUCGUUAUCAUCAGCGGAAGUUGGCCUGUCACGGUGCUGCUCGGUCUGUUCGUCGCCUUACCACUAACCAUGAUGAUCAUUGGAGUGAAGUAUCUUGACGAGUGUCCAAAAGAGCCUAAAAUCCCAAUAUAUCUCCUGGUCGGAGGCUGCUUCGGUACCAUCAAGGUUUUGAUGACGCUCUGUCACCAAAUUCGCAGACUCAAGGACGAUGACGAAGAGGAUUUACACGAUGAAAACGAACUGAUGACAAUGAGCAAAAUGGCGAACAUAGGCUUGACAAUAUUCCUCAGUAUAUGGUUCGUGUUCGGUAAUUACUGGAUUUUUGAGACAUGGCUGCCGAAAUUUCAUCCUCCGCUGCACGAACCUAAAAACUGGUGCGACAGAUCCGUCUUUACUUUCACUUUUUGGCAGCUCAUCGUAUGUCACAUCGUCAUCGGCAUCGUCGUGAUGCUGGCUAUGUUUCUUUGCUGCUGUUUUUCUUGUAUGAGAACAGUCAAGGACCUUGAGAAAGGGUAGCUAUUAAUGAUCGUCUUCCGGAUGUCGGAGAAACUGUUGUUGUCCUCGAUUUUCCGUCGCCGGGGCGUUAGAAAAUCUGAAGGCAAUCCACGACUAGACAGGCCGUGAAGACACCCGCUCUUAACGAUUAAACAGGGAUUUGCGAAUACUAGCAUAACCCCUUAACUGAUCCAAAGGACCUGGUUUUGUUUUGGACUAGCGCACGUCACUCGUACAAGUAACUGUGAUCAGUUUUGAGAGGUACCGGGAUAAACCAGGAUACAUAGGUGGAGUCCAAGGAGUUCCAAAGAAGGCAAUGUUUCGAAAUGGCCUAGGAUGGGACCGAGUUAUGGUUGAUGAUGAUGUUAACAUUCCGUUUAAGAUGUUUGAGACCUUAUUAAUUUGUCAGUGAGAGCUGUGUGUAAGGUGCUAACAUGGGCGACAGCGCUGAGAGUUUACGUAUAAUUGGAAUCAUGAGUUUUUGUCACGCGCCUAUAUGUCAU
This is a messenger RNA of Pecten maximus, 1436 nucleotides long. RefSeq lists its product as uncharacterized. Lineage: Eukaryota; Metazoa; Mollusca; Bivalvia; Pectinida; Pectinidae. The transcript is spliced from 5 exons. Bases 28 to 954 code for a protein of 308 amino acids. The record is from RefSeq and is a predicted model, not a curated record.